Chelonia mydas (Green sea turtle) is the source of this 15599-nucleotide messenger RNA. It is a transcript of the gene GPC6, whose product is annotated as glypican 6. Gene Ontology annotation, biological process: regulation of signal transduction; regulation of protein localization to membrane; cell migration. Gene Ontology annotation, cellular component: synapse; cell surface; plasma membrane. NCBI's taxonomy places the organism in Eukaryota, Metazoa, Chordata, Testudines, Cheloniidae. The transcript has 10 exons. The coding region runs from base 1550 to 3247 and encodes 565 amino acids. The record is from RefSeq and is a predicted model, not a curated record.
GGUUCCCAAACUGUGGGAUGUUUACCACCACCGGUGGUACAUGAGCUUGUUGUUCUACCAUUUAACUUGACAAUUUUUUUUAUGGUGGAGGUACAUGAACUAAUUAAGUUUGGGACUUGCUGUUUCAUAGUAAUCAUACUAAUACUGCAGUAGCAUUCUUGAAAGAUGUAGUGUUUUGGAUUACUGCUAUAAAAUACUAUAAUACAUUUAAUAAGGUGCUUUUCCUUCCUUCCCUGGCUCAGAGAUUGGAUUGGCCUGGCAGGGGAUUCCUCCUGAAUCUCCUGCAGCUGCUCCUGUGUUAAGGAGGGAUUGUGGUGCUCUCAUGCCAAGUCCUGGGUUGAGUUCCUUGGGUUGGUGGCUCCCUUUUCCCAUCCUACUCACUAAGUCUAAGCACUUGGUGUAGGUUUGUUUUUUUUUCUUCUCUUGCCCUUAGAUGAUUUCUAGGCUCUCUCUUGGUCCGGCCUCGCUCCACUGCCUGGCUCUGAUAUAUAACAAAAUACAUCAUGGGCCAAAUUCAAAUCUAGUGUAAAUGGCUCCAAUACUUUUUAAGAGAAAGGAGUUGCACUCACUUACCUCAAGUCUGUGUUGAGUACCAGGUACUUUUAAAGGUUAGAUUAAUGUGAAUUUAACCUUUGGGCCAUAUUCAACCCAUAUAAAUCCACGGAAGUCAAGACAUAAGCCAGGGAUGUAUUUUGGCCCAAUAAUAAUGUUAUAUAUUAGUGCUCAUGUCAUUUUUAAAACACCUAACUGGUUGGUGAUUUGCAAUCUUGGAGUUGGUUAGCUGUGGUAAGGGAAGACGUUUAUUGUAUGGUGUCCUUUUCCUUCCCCUCUCCUGUGCCCGGAGAUCCACUCCAGGUUUUCUUUCCCGCUCCGCUUCUGUAUUUCGCCUAUGCAAUGUGUAGCACGUUUUUCUCUCGCUCUCUCUCGCUCUGGGUGUCUCUUUCCCUCAGUCACUGUGUCUGUCUCCAGGAUUUCUCCCUUCCUACUUGAGGAGGCUGCUCCUGCAGGCUCCGUCCGCGUGUGUGAAGCAGAGGUUCCCCUGGCUCCCGUAAAUACAACCCGUACAUGCACUCUGACCCACCCACCCACACACAGAGUAACACCACCAGAGGCGCGCGCACGCACACACACACACACACACACUUGUGCAUGCUCCAGUCCAUCCCCACACGCGCAGACAGGGAGUGAGGGCUCGCCAGCCUCACACAGGCAGGCACCGCUCAGUGGCUCCAGGAUUUGCUGCCCCUGGCUCGGGACUCCGAUCCGCAGCAGCCAGCCAGACCUGUGUGUGCAGAGGGGGGUUUGUUCGAACUGGGAAAGAAGAAGCGGGCGGGGGGCGGCCGCUGCUGUUCCUGGCACCGCUCGUGUGUGUGCACAUCUCCCCUUCGGCUUAUAAAAGUUUGCCUCAGCAAGCCGGGGGGCGCCUCGCUCCGCCUCAGCUCGGGGACCCCGUGUGCCCCUCACCCUGGAGGCACCUCGGCUGUGUUCGCAGCGGGUGAAGGUGGGAUCGUUCCCCAGGAUUUAUUGAGCUGGAUUUGCAUUUUGCACCAUGUCUUCGUGGAUCGCGGCUCCGCUGGUGGCUUUCACCGGGCUGCUGCUGUCACUUUCGGCCGGGGCUGAUGUGAAGGCUCGGAGCUGCAGUGAGGUGCGGCAGGCGUACAGUGCCAAAGGCUUCAGCCUGGUCAAUAUACCCUUUCAGGAAAUAGCAGGGGAACAUUUGAGAAUCUGUCCUCAGGAGUAUACAUGCUGCACCACAGAAAUGGAGGACAAGUUGAGCCAACAGAGCAAACUGGAGUUUGAAAACUUGGUGGAGGAAACAAGUCACUUUGUGCGCACCACCUUUGUGUCCAGGCACAAGAAGUUUGAUGAAUUUUUCCGAGAACUUUUGGAGAACGCAGAAAAAUCCUUAAAUGAUAUGUUUGUACGAACGUAUGGAAUGCUGUACAUGCAGAAUUCAGAAGUGUUCCAGGACCUCUUCACAGAACUGAAACGAUACUAUACAGGAGGCAAUGUAAACUUGGAGGAGAUGCUGAAUGAUUUCUGGGCUCGGCUAUUGGAGCGAAUGUUCCAGCUCAUAAACCCCCAAUACCAUUUCACUGAGGACUAUCUGGAAUGUGUAAGCAAAUACACAGACCAGCUGAAACCAUUUGGAGAUGUACCCAGGAAACUGAAGGUUCAAGUGACUAGAGCUUUCAUUGCUGCACGGACCUUUGUUCAGGGGCUGACUGUAGGCAGAGAGGUUGCAAACAGAGUAUCCAAGGUCAGUCCAAAUCCAGGGUGCAUCCGUGCACUAAUGAAGAUGUUAUACUGCCCUUACUGCAGAGGACUUCCCACUGUGAAACCUUGCAACAACUACUGCCUCAACGUAAUGAAGGGCUGCCUAGCAAAUCAGGCCGAUUUGGACACUGAGUGGAACCUGUUCAUAGAUGCUAUGCUCUUGGUAGCAGAGAGAUUAGAGGGACCAUUCAACAUUGAAUCAGUCAUGGAUCCUAUUGAUGUCAAGAUUUCUGAAGCCAUCAUGAACAUGCAAGAGAACAGUAUGCAGGUGUCAGCAAAGGUCUUUCAAGGAUGUGGCCAACCUAAACCAGCACCUGCUUUAAGAUCUUCUCGCUCUGUUCCCGAGAACUUCAAUACCCGCUUUAGGCCAUACAAUCCUGAGGAGAGACCAACAACAGCUGCUGGCACAAGUUUGGAUAGACUGAGGACUAUCUGGAGGACAAUGCAACAUGGUGUAACAGACAUUAAAGAAAAACUGAAGCUUUCAAAAAAGUUCUGGUCAGCUUUACCAUAUACUAUCUGCAAGGAUGAAAGAGUGACAGCUGGCAUGUCAAAUGAAGAGGACUGCUGGAAUGGCCAUACCAAAGCUAGAUACCUGCCUGAGAUUAUGAAUGAUGGGCUGACCAACCAGAUCAACAAUCCCGAAGUAGAUGUGGACAUCACAAGGCCUGACACCUUCAUACGGCAACAAAUCAUGGCCCUAAGAGUCAUGACUAACAAACUGAAGAAUGCAUACAAUGGAAAUGAUGUGAACUUCCAGGAUACAAGUGAUGAAACCAGUGGCUCAGGAAGCGGAAGUGGUUGCACUGAUGAUAUCUGUCCUACAGAGUUUGACUUCAUCACCACAGAAGCACCACCUGUUGACUCAGACAGGAGAGAAGUAGACUCUUCAGCAAUCCAGUCUAGCCAAUCACUGUUUACGUUGUUCAUCAUCUGCAUCAUCCUUGUACUGCAGAGACAGUGGAGAUAAUCCUGGUUCUGGUCAGAGAGACUGUGUUUUAGCUACGAAAACAGCCAACUUGCUCCUUUUCUUACACUCUUGGACAAUGGACCAUGCCACAAAUACUUACAGUUUUCUAUGAGAAGAGAGCAGUACUACAGCCUGCUUCCCUUUUUGUUUUCCCAAAGAGUACCAGGUGCCAGACUGAACUGCUUCCUGUUUCUUUCAAGGUAUCUGUGAAGACAAUGUCCACUCUUGAGAGAAUUCUUUCUCAGAUCUUUAUUACUGGAGACUUUCUGAGCUGCAUUAUGCUGCAGAAGUAAAAAGGAUCUUUCGGUGUGAUGUUUUCCUUAACAAGAAAAAAAAGAGAAAGAAACAAAGAAAACAAAUUUCCGUCUAAAUCAGGCCAAACUUAAGGCUGCUGCAUUUUCAAGAAAAACAAAACAAAAAGACAAAAAAAAAAGGGGGGGAACAAAAAGACAAAAGUUCUUCACAGACAGCCAGGCCUCCUCUAGGGGCUUCUGUCCAGUGAUUCAGGUCAUCAGAAUGAUCAUUACUAUUGCAAGGAAGUUUGAUUUUUUUUUCUAACACAACAAUAAGAGUAUGUCUCAAUGGUGAAUAUCUUGCACUCCAUCUGCCAACAACAUCAGAUUGGUAUGAAGGUACAGGAGGCUGAAAAAAGAAGCUUGUCUUUUAGUAUGAUAGUAACACCACUAAGCUCAGAAUAUCAUGUUACAGUUGCUUAUGAUUUAAAUCUCGAUGCCCAGUAAAAAUUUGAGUAGAUGCACUAUUUCUUUAGCUUCUUUCAGUACUGAUCGUUACAUAAUUGGCACAGAUUUCCACCUUGCGUCCCCUCAACAAUUGUGGUGAUGCUAAACAAAUCUUCCCUUUGGACAGAAAAUAAUAUCUUGUGAUAUAAUCUCUUUCCUUUUGCCACAGGUUUGACAUUGAUUAGAAUUUUCUGCUACUGUGUUCAUUAUCCCACCAACCUGACAAUACUUUAAUGAACUGAUAAGAGUGAUUGGAUCCAUAUGUGAGUUUCACACAUAACUACAUCCUUUGCAUUCAUUAGUUUCUGUAUCACAAGGGGUACUGUGCUACAAAAAGUCAAGACAAAAAAAUAUAGUACUGACAUGGAGAUUUCUUUCACUUUCUUAGUCUUAGUAUGAUCAUCUAUUUUUAUAUAUAUAAAUAUAUAGAGAUCACAGAUUUUAACUUCUUAAUUACAAGCUCAGGGUUGACACAUCUUUGUAAGGAAAAAAAUGUUUUGUCAACCAGCUCUUCUUUUUUUGUGCUGCUCUGGAAAGGAACCCUUUAAUGACUGGUGAGCACAAGAAUCAAAGAAGACAACCUUUUUACAUAUCCAGUGUCCGUUUCUUAAAAAGUUGCAAGGGGGCGAGAACCCCUUUUGUGUGUGUGCUUUCGCGUGGGCAUGUGAGUUUGUGUGAAAUGCCUACAGAAAUGCACAGAGCAGUGUGACUUGUUUUGUGAUGGCAAUUGUACUCUCAAAUGCUUCAAGAAUAUGCCACUUUAAUAAUCAUUGCCCACAUGGAUACGGCUCACAGAUAUGGCUCUGGUUUGCAUUAGAUUGCAUGACCUGAGUAUAGAGGCUUUUUUAAAGCGUGGGUAAAUGAGUGUCAGCAAGUAGGCAGACAUCAAACCCUUCCUUCCCCCCGCAACAAGAAACAAAGGGCUUCUGUGAAAAUUCUCAGAGGUAUUGAAAUGAUUUGCUACAAAUAUACUUCCUGGUUCUUAUAAUGAUUCUAGAGUUGUUAAGGACAAAAUAUGAAACCACUUUAAAGUAAGCCAGCCACAUUACAGUUAAGAUGUUGAACAUGUAAAUCGUAUAUGUUCCAAUCUCGUUUUCUUAUCAGAUUAUAAUUAUCUAUCAAUUUAGCCAUUAAAUUAAAGUAGUAAACACACAGCACAAUAGGAUAAAGUAUAUUUAAACACUUUUACCAAUAUAUAUAUAUAUUUACAAACUACUAUCAAUAUAUUGUCUAAUAAGAAAAACAAAAUGUCAGUUUUUAAGACCCUGUAUUCCAUUUUUUGUUUGUUGUUGUUUUUUAUUUAAAACUUGAUAAAAUUCAGCAUUGCUGGCCCAAUUCAGUAUCACAUGCUUUGCGGAGAAACCAUCAGUUUUAUAGCCAGGGUCUGUGUUCAUGUCAGACAUUGCAUAGAUAGCUCUGGGCAGUGUUUCCAGUCAUCUUCAUGCUUCACUUUAGAACACUUAGCGGCUAAAGUUAAAUUUCUUCGUUAACUCAAUGUCUACACUAGCACUUUUGUCGGUAAAACUUUUGUUGGUCGAGGUUUAAAAAAAACAUGCCCCUGACUGACAUAAGUUACAUGGACAGAAGUGCAGUGUCAUUGGGAUACGCUCUCCCGUCAACAUAGCUACUGCCGUUCACUGGGGGUGGUUUAAUUAUGCUGGCCGGAGAGCUCUCUCCCAUCAUCAUAGAGCAGCUACACGGGAGACCUUACAGUGGUGCAGCUGCAUCGAUACUGCUGUGCCGCUGUAAGGCCUCUAGUGUAGACACAGUCCGUAUCAGUUAAAGCCAACCCAUGCAGCAGAUUUGCUUGACCCCUGGUAAGCACCACACUAAGAAGUUCUUUCCUCUGGAUUUUUUCAUUGAUUUCUACAUACAGUGGAACAUGAGGGAGAUUUCUCUGAAAAUCUCCCCUAGUCCUCAACCUUCUCAUUCUACACAUCUACUGGCCCCUACUUGCACUGCUGCACUUCACAUGUCGUCUUUCAGAACAUGAGGGAUUCAAUUUGACUUGUACAAUUCAGCAUUUAUCCUGCAGUAAAUUAUGUCAAUUUCACCCGAUUACGCUCUGUCAAGAAGCUUAUGUAAUGAAAUCAACCCAGCUACAUUGAGGCACUUUCACUGCUGCAUCCAACUUCUGCUGGGUAAAGCAGAGUUGGGGUAGAUUGCAAACAAGCCUCUUGUGGAUCCCUGAUUCUCUGCACUAGCUCUGGCGCUGGUUAGGGCAGCCUGCUGGCUGAAGCACAUAGCUGGAGCCCGCAUGCUCUUGCCACCUAUCCCACUGUCUUGAUCCAACACACACCUCCACCCACCUCAGUAUGUCUUUUUGGCAGGGAGGGAGACAUAGGGGCCAGCUGUGCCUGCUGGUGAAUCUUCCCACACCAGCAGAAUCCCCAGCAGGGGACUUGCAGGAGGUGUCAGCUCAAUUUGCAGAGAGCAAAAGCAGUGGAUGUUGGCAGAAGAUCUGCUCUGCUGAACCAAAUUCAUCCUUAGCUUAACUUAAUUGGCUUCAUUAGAGUUAUGCCAGGAGUGAAUUUUCCCCAUAGUAUUUUAUCUGUUUUCCUACUGUUUUUUUAAAAGUGAGGUAAUGUCAGAACAUGGAGAUCCCUCUGUAUGAGAGGUCAGGCACAUAGCUGUUGGAGAGUCCCUAGCUUGAAUGUUUCUCUCACAGAUCACAUUUUGCUGAGAUUUAAAGGAGCUAUUAAAACAACAGAACAUAUGAAAUUGGGAAUUAAGAAAUAAAACAAACAGUGGUGUUUAUAAAUGCAAGAAUCUAGAUCAUUUAAUGUGCCUCUACUUACAGCCGCUUUACUCCUAAUAAGUAUUUUGGUGGUUUUUUGUGUGCCACAACUGAAAUAAUACUCUUCUGUUUAUGAUUGUUAAAGUAAGAGAGAAUAAAUGACACUAAUAAACUUUUUAGAAGUCUGGACCUAGAGUCUGAGGCAAAAUCUCUGGAUUACACAGCCCUCUAGUGUCACGUAAUCCUGAAGUUCUGUGCAGCUUUGUUUACAGUUUAUAAAUGGAGGAUUUGAAUGAAUUAUAUAUGGUAAUGAAUAGUGCGGUCAGCACGCUGUAUUUUUUAUUUUGGUAUUAAUUCCAUUUAUUUUACCCUGUCCCCGCCUUGUCAGAAUGCUACAGAUUUUUGUAUUGACAACUCAUCGCUGUAUCAUAGAGGUUGUCAGGGGAGAUGUAGGAGGGCGCAGCAGUUGAGUAGGAGGAAGUUGGGGAAUAGUGGAUUGUGAUUUCAUCUUAAACUGGAGGAAUGGGGGAACCUACUAUAAGGAGGUUUUUAGGUCCACCAACCAGGCCCCAGGUUACUUUUAAGACCCUAGCAAAGGAGACAAUCACUGCUUGCUGUAGUAGACAAAAAACACUGCUAAUUCCAGAGUUCAGAUCCAAAGGUUUAUUUUAGCAUAGGUACAAGGUGCCACACUCCAGUGAUCAGCUGAGGGUGACCAACCAAUGAUUCGGCUGAGUACACAGCUGUACACAAACAAAGACAAAGACUUAAGUCUCUGUGCAGUCCUUUAUACCCAAGAUGAAACCAUACUUUUAUCAACACAUCCCCUCUGAUUGAUUACAUAAUAAUUAAUAAUGUUCUAUGACCAAAUAUAAGAUUCCUCAUUACACCCUAAAUUAUAUAACUUAUUUACUUCUGAACCAUAACAAAACUAUUCAUCUGAAUAUUUGACAGGGAUUUGGGGACUUUUCUUGUUUAUCCUAAUUAUAUUUGGCAGGAUCAUCUUAACCUUUCAUUGUAUCUUCAUCCUUGUAACCUUGGCCGUGUCCUGUACCCAAAUCAGAGACAUGUCAAGAACUGAACAGGAUAAUUAGUACACUAAAUGGCUUUGUUUUGCACUCAUUCCCAAAAAGGAGUAUUCAAAGGUCUUAUGAACCAAACUAUUAAACUAAGCCCACAUUUAUAUGGCUUAUAGCGCUUGCUUAUAUAUUGCUAGCUCAUAUGUAAAGUAUAUAUUAACCAUUAAAUACAUGUAGGCCCUUACCAUUUUAUAUGAGGCAAGUUCACCUAAUCACUGUCUCACUUCCUUACUCUGACAAUGUGCCCCAGACAAGGUCAUGGUAAAGGCCAAGAUAUCCCAGUUCCCUAGAGAGCUUGUGUUAUUAUCAUUGCAGCACUUUGCUCACAUCAUUCUCCACACCUUUUUAGCAUCUGAGUAUGAAUGGUAAAGAUCAGCCAAGCUCUGGAUGGUCUCCCUGUCCUGUGGAGCACCCUUACAGAUGCAAGGUCUCCCACCAUUGUCUGAACCUACCCUCACCGCUUCCAUGCAAUAGUUAGAAAAUUUAGAACUGUUCAUGGAGAGCUCUAAAUCACAUGCUAAGCCAGGUCACAAGAAGCAUCACUUGUCCCUAGCUGCAAACCAACCCAAAGAUCAUGCUCAAAUAUCAAUAUAAUUAAAUGGCCAUUUAAGCACUUUUUUUCAUUGUUGAUUUUAACAAAAAUCAAAAAACAAAAACACAGCACCUCUCCUGUGACUCUCCUCCUUUCACUUUACACGUAAGGAAAAUCCAUUAAGACCAAAUACAGAAUGUUUUAGAUUGAUUCCAGCCAUGAAAAUCAGAUUGCCACAAAUUUAUUUAUGGAAACAAAAGAAUGCAUACGGAUUGCACUUAUUAACAAGAAUGCCAAAUUUUAAAAACCACAAAGCUGGCAUUUGUUACACUAACCCACAAAGUCUCUACUUUGCUAUGCCUGAUGAAUAAGAAGGAAUAGAGCCAAGGAGAGUACAGUAUCAAGUGGCAUUGUGAAAUCCUCAAGCUGAAGCAGUUUCAAAGGGAGACAGAACAUUAAAAUGCUGAGGAUUAGAUGCAGAGUGUUGUGAAUACAUUGUCAGAGAGUGAGAGAGAGAGCGAGAGAGAGAGCAAUGCUUACAUCCUACUAACGAAAGACAAACAAUGCACUGAAUGGAGUAACAUUUCCAUUCUACACAGACACACUCACUGUGAUGAUCACAUUAAUGUGCAAUUAUCCACCCCUAUUGAAUGAGCAAACAGCAUACACAAACAUCUAGAAUUGGUGGUAACAUGCAGCACAAAGCAAAAGACAACUGACAUUUGCUAUUAACCGCUUUCUCAUCUUUUCUACAGCACAGGAAACCAAAUGGAAAAACAAGAAAGCAGGCCUGAGCUCCUAAUCUAGUGCAUUCAUGAAGCAGUAGUUAAAAACAAAACUUUUAGAAAUAAGAAAGGGAAAAGAUUUAGAGAUAUUCCUCCUGGAAACUUUUUCAGCAGCCUCUUGUAUCUUUAUGGGCUUAUUUAUUGACCCAGAUUAUUUGCACGGUUAUCUGAUGAGAACUUGAUAGUGGUAAUAUGAAUUGCCCUUAGACUAGAGUUAUUGUUUCUAAUAAAUGGACCAUGUAGUUUACAACUCUGUUUUUACAUUUCAGAUAAGGAACUAAUUUGUGUCUGAGCUAUAUUUUAUGGGUGAAAUCCUGGCCCCAUUGAAGUCAAUGAGAAUUUUGCCGUUGACUUUGAUGAGGCCAAGAUUUCAAUGAGAAAGGUAAUUCCAUUUUGCAGAGAACAUUGCUAUUUGCUUGCAUUCUGAUUCAGAACCAAAACCAAACAUUUUAAACUUCACUGUGAAAGGGAGCAGAUCCCUUACGCCAGGGCAAUCUGCCUGGCAGGCUACCUCCCAGCCACAGACAAUGGAAACCUGGGUCCCUGACUCUGAGGCAAUUUGCCUGGCAGGCUCCCCUCAGUCUGCCAGCUAGGCUGCAAAGGAGCCAAGCAGGUGGGCUGACAGGAAACCAGGCAAGUUUCCCAUAGAAUUCUACCUGGGUUUAAAUCAAACUGGUUCCAUGAAUAAUGUCUAUUUUGAUGGAUUGGCAAAUUCUGAUGAAAAAACAUUUGUGGAAUUUUUCUGACCAGCUCUAAUUUUAACCUGUAUCCGACCAUGCAGCUUCAGCAUUAUGCUGAGUCACAUAUGCAUGAGGGAUUUUUGUCUCAUAGUGCACCAGAAGUGCUCUCUCUCUCUCUCUCCAUUCCCUUAUUCCUAUUCCAGCCCUAGUAAAUCUGUCAGGCUACAUCUUUCAGGAAGCAGGCAGCACCUAGUGGUGAAGGGGUUUUUCUGUUGCUAAGAGAUCAGAAAUUGGCCCUUUUCUGUUUUAGUUCUUCACUGAGGAGGAAAGAGGUAAUGGAAGGGCAGUUCUUUCUCUUUCAGCCUCUCACCUCAGUCCCUGGAAAAAUCAUGGCGCAGGUCCUCAAGGAAUCAAUUCUGAAGCACUUAGAGGAGAGGAAAGUGAUCAGGAACAGUCAGCAUGGAUUCACCAAGGGCAAGUCAUGCCUGACUAAUCUAAUUGCCUUCUAUGACGAGAUAACUGGUUCUGUGGAUGAAGGGAAAGCGGUGGACGUGUUGUUCCUUGACUUUAGCGAAGCUUUUGACACGGUCUCCCACAGUAUUCUUGUCAGCAAGUUAAAGAAGUAUGGGCUGGAUGAAUGGACGAUAAGGUGGAUAGAAAGCUGGCUAGAUUGUUGGGCUCAACGGAUAGUGAUCAAUGGCUCCAUGUCUAGUUGGCAGCCGGUACCAAGUGGAGUGCCCCAAGGGUUGGUCCUGGGGCCGGUUUUGUUCAAUAUCUUCAUAAAUGAUCUGGAGGAUGGUGUGGAUUGCACCCUCAGCAAAUUUGCAGAUGACACUAAACUGGGAGGAGAGGUAGAUACGCUGGAGGGUAGGGAUAGGAUACAGAGGGACCUAGACAAAUUGGAGGAUUGGGCCAAAAGAAAUCUGAUGAGGUUCAACAAGGACAAGUGCAGAGUCCUGCACUUAGGACAGAAGAAUCCAAUGCACCGCUACAGACUAGGGACCAAAUGGCUCGGCAGCAGUUCUGCAGAAAAGGACCUAGGGGUUACAGUGGACGAGAAGCUGGAUAUGAGUCAACAGUGUGCCCUUGUUGCCAAGAAGGCCAAUGGCAUUUUGGGAUGUAUAAGUAGGGGCAUUGCCAGCAGAUCGAGGGACGUGAUCAUUCCCCUCUAUUUGACACUGGUGAGGCCUCAUCUGGAGUACUGUGUCCAGUUUUGGGCCCCACACUACAAGAAGGAUGUGGAAAAAUUGGAGAGAGUCCAGCGAAGGGCAACAAAAAUGAUUAGGGGACUGGAACACAUGAGUUAUGAGGAGAGGCUGAGGGAACUGGGGAUGUUUAGUCUACGGAAGAGAAGAAUGAGGGGCGAUUUGAUAGGUGCUUUCAACUACCUGAAAGGGGGUUCCAAAGAGGGUGGAUCUAGACUGUUCUCAGUGGUAGCAGAUGAAAGAAAAAGGAGUAAUGGUCUCAAGUUGCAGUGGGGGAGAUUUAGGUUGGAUAUUAGGAAAAACUUUUUCACUAGGAGGGUGGUGAAACACUGGAAUGCGUUACCUAGGGAGGUGGUGGAAUCUCCUUCCUUAGAAGUUUUUAAGGUCAGGCCUGACAAAGCCCUGGCUGGGAUGCUUUAAUUGGGGAUCAGUCCUGCUUUGAGCAGGGAAUUGAACUAGGUGACCUCCUGAGGUCCCUUCCAACCCUGAUAUUCUAUGAUUCUUUCCUUUCAGCUAAAAUACAUUAAGCUGCAAUCUACCGGACUUUUCUUGGACCUUACUUAGGCAAAACUCCCAGGGAAGACAAAUCCAGUCUCCCUAAAAGUCAGUAAGCAUUUGACCUGAGAAAGGAGUGCAGUAUUUGACUUUCAGUUCUGAGUAGCAGAGAAGGGAAGAAAUGUAACUUCUCAAAAGCUAGCGCAAGGCUACACGACAGCGCUAUGUCAGCGCAGCGGCACCCAUGCAGCUGUGCCGCUGUAGCAUGUCUGGUGACCAUAGGUGCUGGAACUCCAGGUGCUGGGGGUGCUGCCGCACUCUCUGGCUUGAAGUGGUUUCUGUUAUAUACAGGUACAGGGUUUACAGUUUGGUUCAGUGGCUCUCAGAAGCCCCACUAUAAAAAUUGCGUCAUUGCACCCCUGCUGGUGACAACGCGCUAUGCCGAUGGGAGAGCACUCUCCCAGUAGCAUAAUUUCUCCACCUCUGCGAGAGGCGGAAGCUGUGUCAGUGGGAGAGCGUCUCCCGCCAACAUAGUGCCAGUGUAGAUAGCAUUUAAGUCGCUGUAACUUGCAUCGCUCAGGGCGGUGUCUUUUUCACAUCCCUGAGCCACAUAAGUUACAUCUACUUAAGCGGUAGUGUAAACCAGCCCUUAGAGGCCAGUCAUUUAGACAGCUGUGUGGGUGUCACUCCAUGAGCUGCUCCGAUAUCUCCGCUGAACUUGGCACGCCCACUCAAAUCAUCUGAGGCAAGAAUUCUUGCAGUGUAUCUGUAUUCUGUCCACAGACGGUCUUAUUUGUUCUUCCAAAAAGGCUGGAGGGAUAGUUGGUGGCUAAUUGGGAGAAGCAGGGAUUUCAGAAUGAAACACAGCAAGUUUGUGAUGUAAAGAGGAAAAGGAGUUAGAAUCAACAGGAUUGCAUAAGGAGUAAGGCAGUUACAAUACCACUGUCCAGCUUUUGCUUGGCUUCUCCUGGCUAGAUAGCUUUCAUUUUACACUUUUUACAGCCUACCUGGCAGCUCCCCAACAUGCAGGUAGUUGAAGGCUUCCUAGCUCAGAGAAGUUUGCUAGGCUGAUGCUAGGCCUUACAGGCACACUGUCUUGUCCUGUAUCUUUCUGUCCCAGGCUGUAGCUCUGCUCUCUGAAACAGAACUAAGUGAUUCCGAAGUCCCUAUUCUAAGAAGCAUAAAUAAUGUAAGCCCCAAAGCCCAUCAUUUCUGACGAGUUUAUUUGAAUGACUCAUUUCCAAAGUGUGUCCAGUGAGCUGUCUUCUAAAGCCCACAGUGGACCUUAUUUAUACAUCUCUGUUACCCUAAUGGAGUGGAUGAGACGGUGUUCCAUCUUCCCAGCUGAUGCUCAGACUGGUAGCUGAAGGUAGUACUGACCUCACCCCAGAUCACUGAGAGAAACAUGAGUUAUGGGGAAAACCCCUGGAGAUGUGUGUUUGGAAACUAAAGAUUAAUUAUAUGAAUGUCUGUUAAGGAAAUGCACUAAGCACCAUUUGCCCAUGUCACUCUGUAGUUUAGUAUAGGUCAAACUGAAUUACACAAACAAGCUUUGCCCAACAAAUGCUGUAUUUCUUGCACCCACUUUAGCACGGUUUGCAGGCUAUUAGAGGGAGAGAAAGAGAGAGAGAGAGAAGGCAACUAUCAAUUUCUCUCCACCUUGUUUCACUCACUUCUCAGUGUCACCUAAUCUUGUCUGGCUUGAAUGGCCAAUUUUCCUGAACCCAUCAGCUCAUCUAGAAUGAAGACUAGUGCAUAUGCUGGUCAUAUUCACUUCACAAAACAGCACAGAGGUGACUUUCUAUCUUCCUUCUAAAUAGCCUCUGGAGAGCUCUGCAUCAAUGUUUAAUUUGGCAACAUGCUGCAGCCAGAAGAGAUAAUAACAGUUAAAAUCCUGUUCACAUCUUUUUCUUCUUGACAGGAUCUAUUCCACCCCCAACUUCACCCCUUAUUUUCCAGACUCAGACAGCUGGGUGUACUACUAUAGCUGUUAGAAAACACUCUACAUCAGUGGUUCCAUUGUGGCAAAAUAUUGCUUCUUUCUCUUGCCUUGUGUUUUGGAUUGUCCUAUUGUUCUGGUCAUCCAGCAAAGCCAGCAGAGAAUUUGCCAAUUUGCUGAAACCAGAAUUAGCUCAAAAUGCCACAACAGCAGCAGAAGUUUGCAGUCAAUACUGUGUGAGAUGUUUUGGUUUUCUCUUUGGGGUUGUUUUUAGAAUUUCAUCCCGAGUGUCUGUCCGUUUAUGUUUAUACCAUGAUUAUUAUAUCAUUAUAUAUAUAUAUGUUUAUAUGUGAGCGUUAUGUUAUACGGAUACAUUAUACAUACCUCUAUGGAUCAUUUAGGCACUUAAAUGAGUCAGCCAGAUAGAAUCAUAGAAUCAUAGGCCUGGAAGAGACCUCAAGAGGUCAUCUGAUACAGUCCCCAGCACUCAUGGCAGGACUAAAUAUUUAACAGUGCUCAGCAGCCAGGCCCACAUCCACAAAGAGAUGUAGGCGUUGCAACUUGUACUAUACAAUGCCGGGGGAGAGAGAUAGGCACUUUAGACUGCAAUCCACAAAAACCAGCAUGCCAGGUGAGGAGCCUUCUAAGCUACCCAGUGGGAGAUGCUCAUGAGAGGGAUGUGCCCUAAGCCCCUCCCCGUCAUGGAGACAGGUUCAGGGAGGUGCCUAUCUCCACAAAUGGUAACCCCCGACCUGGAGUCUGGCACCUUAGGCUCUUCUUAUUGGAAUGAGUUAGAUACCUCCACACAAAGGAGGAGGAGGUGUCAUUCCCCACCUUAUAAUUUUUAGUCCAGUGGUUAGAGCACUCCACCGGGAUAUGGGAAACCCAGAUUCAGUUCCACAUUCUUUGACAGAGAGGGGGAAGAAAGGAUUUGAGCAGGGAGCUCCUACCUCUCUGGACAGUGCACUAACCACUGAGCGAUGGAAUAUUCCAGUGUGGUGGAAUCCCUCAGUCUUUCCUAUUGAAGCUUUUCCACUCUGGCUAAAUACUUUAACAGCCACUGAGCCAGGGAGAGAGCAUGAGAGGGAGAGAACUGUAGGGCAGCGGUUAGCGGACCCAUCUGGCAGGCGGAAGAAGCUGGGGGGCCCAGUCUCCCUGCACCAAUCACUCUGUCAUUAGUUAUCCAUAAAGGAACAGCUUCAACAGAAGAGAAUGAGGGAAUCCCGUAUCAGGCUAUCCCAUAGCUCAGUGGUUAGGGUACACUUCUGAGAGGUGGGAGAUCCCUGUUCAAAAUCUUUCUUCCCAUCAGGAGAUGGGGGGAACUGAGUCUGGAUCUCCCAUGUGCUGGGAGAAUGCUCUGACCACUGGGCUAAAAGUUAUAAGGUGGACACUACCACCAUCAGAUUUCAAAUAGAGCCUGAGUUGAUAGAUAUGCACAGAGGCUGCCUACCAGAUCAGGACCUCCACACAGCUUAGGUGGCCAAGCAUCUAUCUUCCACCAGUUUGUGAAUUGCUCUGGGACUUAAAUGAGAGGGAUGCAGCAGUGCACAUGCCCAGAGGCUGAAACAUAGGCACUUAGAGAACUUUUACCUUGAAAACAUAGACACCGAGUGUGUUUAGGUGCCUACAAGGUUUAAUGAAGGUUCUGUGGCUCACAGUGGAGCCAAACUAGGACUUAGGCACCUAAACCCGGGUUUGGGUGCCUAAGUACCUUUGUGGAUCUGGGCCAUUCCCCUUUGAGUGUAAAGUGCUGACAAAUCGACGCUGGGUUUGCACAGAUGUAAAUGAUUAAACAAGGUGCAAGGCAAGGCAGGGUCAGGUCCCUGCUAUCCUUAGUCUCUCACCCAUCAGUUAGUACAUCCAGACUCAUGCAGCUGUGAACUUUUCUUUUUUAGUGGCUAACUAUGUAAUGAAUUCCUGGCCACCAACACUCCCCAUGGCUGCCCUCCAAACAGCACACGCAUGGCAUGAAGAACGGCACUCAAGACCAGCUGUCCUGAAAUGGCAGCUGCCAUGAGGUAGGUCAAGGGCUGCAUUGCAGUGGGCUGAAGCACAGCCCCUACAGGUGGCUGCCUUAACGAGGUUUAAUGUGACAAGGGGGCCCAUCAAUAAGAGGCAGAGAUGCUAGAGAAGGGGAUUAAUAUAGCACAGGGAGAGUGA